Molecule: messenger RNA, 454 nt
Organism: Cladocopium goreaui
Lineage: Eukaryota; Dinophyceae; Suessiales; Symbiodiniaceae
Source: the annotation of a GenBank genome assembly
AGGAUCAAUCGCUUAGAGAAUGACUUGUCAUUGAAGCAGGGCGCUGGUACUGUGGAGGAGCUUCAGAAAGACUUGCAGCAGGCGGUCACGGCAGGUGAUAAACCGAAGGUCAGCGAGAUCCUUGAGAGUUUGCUAGGGAUGUUCAAGGAGAGCAAAGUGACCUAUGAUGCCGUGAAGACCUGCAAAGUGGGGAAGGAUGUGGGCAAUGCCAUGAAGAUGGGCGACCCGGACAUCGCGGCGCUGGGACGAAAGGCGGUGGGAGAGAUUCAGGCAUUGGCACAAAGAGCUGCCUUGGGGAUCUGAGGAAUUCGUCCCAGAGGUUUUGAAGAAAUCUCAUCGAGUUUUCCCAACUGAGUAGACAGAUGAACGGCGCAACUGGAUGCAGUUGGAUCUGCCAUGUAUGCCAGAUUGUUUUUUUAUGCUGGGUGAAUAUGUGGCCAUAAAUGGCAUGCCA